AUGGCAUGGUGUGGGGGUGGCUGGGUGACCACAGGCUCCCUGCUGGGGUGGUCAGAGGGCUACUUGGGACUGUUCCUCCUUCCCCAGAGGAGGCAAGAGGAGCAGCGGCGGCGGAGGAGGACUCAGCAGCAAGAGAUGCUCCUGGCUGAGAGUCUGGGCAAGCACCCCCUGCAGAACAGGUGGGCACUGUGGUUCUUCAAGAAUGAUAAGAGCAAGAUGUGGCAGGCAAACCUGCGCCUCGUCACCAAGUUCAGCACUGUGGAGGACUUCUGGGCGCUGUACAGCCACAUCCAGCUCGCCAGCAAGCUCACAUCUGGCUGCGACUACUCCCUCUUCAAGGACGGCAUCGAGCCCAUGUGGGAGGACAGCCAGAACAAGCGUGGCGGGCGCUGGCUCAUCACCCUGGCCAAGCAGCAGCGGCACACCGAGCUGGACCGUUUCUGGCUGGAGACGCUGCUGUGCCUCAUUGGGGAGAUGUUUGAUGAGUACAGCGAUGAGGUAUGUGGGGCCGUCAUCAACAUCCGCGCCAAGGGGGACAAGAUUGCCAUCUGGACCCGCGAAGCAGAGAACCGGGAAGGGGUCACCCACAUUGGGCGCGUCUACAAGGAGCACCUGGGCCUGUCGCAGAAGGUGGCCAUUGGCUACCAGGCCCAUGCGGACACGGCCACCAAGAGCGGCUCCCUCACCAAGACCAAGUUUGUGGUGUGACUGUGGGAGGAGAGGGGCACUGCCUGUGGGGUCCUCCUGUCUUGUCCCACAAUGAAUGGCUGCAGCU
Molecule: messenger RNA, 775 nt
Organism: Leptosomus discolor (cuckoo roller)
Lineage: Eukaryota; Metazoa; Chordata; Aves; Leptosomiformes; Leptosomidae
Gene: EIF4E1B
Product: eukaryotic translation initiation factor 4E family member 1B
Biological process (GO): translational initiation
Cellular component (GO): cytoplasm; eukaryotic translation initiation factor 4F complex
Molecular function (GO): RNA 7-methylguanosine cap binding; translation initiation factor activity
Source: RefSeq, a predicted model, not a curated record